Drosophila teissieri is the source of this 1245-nucleotide messenger RNA. RefSeq lists its product as uncharacterized. Gene Ontology annotation, cellular component: membrane. Gene Ontology annotation, biological process: negative regulation of apoptotic process. The coding region runs from base 391 to 1245 and encodes 284 amino acids. The record is from RefSeq and is a predicted model, not a curated record. Lineage: Eukaryota; Metazoa; Arthropoda; Insecta; Diptera; Drosophilidae. The transcript has 2 exons.
ACUCCAAGUUUCCUAAAUAUAAACAAGAGGGAAAAGUAAAGUUGACUGCCGCGACCAAUAGUCUUAACAUAAAAUUAUCGACCGCUCUGAUAUAUGAGUAAUAAAGGUACUCAAUUUAAAGCAAUAAUUUUAUUAUUAAUUUAACUGACCUCUUUUUUACACAGCGCAUUUCACAGCAAUUCAUAAAAAAGACUUUUGUAAUAAUGGCUAAUCAAUAUAUAAUCGAAAUAUUUUAACAACUUUUUCUUUGUGUGGUGUGGGGUAUUUAUGGAAACAGAAAUGAAAAUGGGGUAAAUUAGAUAAACGAUUAACUGGAAAACUGGCCUUAUCAAAUAGAAAAAUAUAAAUGGGCAAUAGGCGGCGGUAGUGUCACUUCUGUAUGAUGAUGAAAUGGACGCGGUAUUGGAAGUGGAAAAUUCGGAAGUCCCGGGCAUCGCUGUACAAUGUGACCUGCUGUUGCCCAACGGUCAUUUGCAAAGGAACUAUGAAUUCGACAUAACCGAUAUUGGUCUUCGACGGCGCCUAGUGCGCCGAUUCUAUGGUAUACUAAUCGUAGGUUAUCUAAGCUUCACUUUCAAUUUAAAAAGUAAUCUAGUAAACCCAAUAUUGCAGCUACAGGUUGCCUGCACCUUGCCCUGCCUUGAGUUGUUUCUCAAAUAUCCUUUGCCUUACAACUUUGUCGUGCCAUUAUCCAUGGUACUCACUGUGUUUCUGUAUACGUGUUUUUACAUUUGGAGAGAUUGGAGAAGACAUGGGCCCUUCAACUACUUUGUACUGCUUCUGAGCACAUUGAUGGGAUCCUUUAAUAGGAGCGUAUAUCUACUUAACCUGGUGGAAACACAUUGGGUAUAUAUUUAUCCAGGCAUUCUUAUUUUUGAAAUCUUGGGCCUAAUGCUGUACUCUUCCCAGGAGCGUUUUCGUUUUACACAGAUUCGCGGUAUUUCUAUAAUCUGCCUCAUCUUUGGGUUAUUUCUCCUGCUGGCCUACCGAUUGAACCGGAUGAUGGAGGUCUUCUCAGCAAUGGCCUGCACCGUAGAAGCGUGGUAUAUAAUCUACGACACCCACUACAUGCUGUGCGGUCGUCAUGGCUACAACAUUGGACCCGAGGAGUUCGUCUAUGCAGCUUGCAACAUACACUGCGAUCUGCCUAAGGGAAUGUGGCGCCUGAUGAAGAUGCUCUUCUUCAGCAAAAUUGUAGAGGCCGUUCGCAUGUUCCGCGAAUGCUUCAGGACCGAGGUUUGCUGA